UUGGCUCUAGCGUUGCCUUGAUCGGCCAUACCAAAGCCAACCAUGACGCUGACAGAUGGGCAGGAUUGCGAUGAUGUCAGCGACACGUCUUGGGACAUGAUCGGAGACGAUGCAACGUUGUCAGACUGCAAGGAAUGGUUUCUCGUGUCAGGUUCCCGCUUGCCAGCCAGUCCAAGGGACAAGGAGAUGCGUGCUGAUGAUAGCCCACCAGGGCAUGCACUGCAAGAGUUCCUGGGUCCUUUGGAGUUGAAUGGAGUCGACUACUCUCAAAUCAGUUUUUUGCUUGGAGAAUGGAUGGAUUCAUUUGGCCAUUCUGUGUCAGUCGUGGCCACCAGCGAUCGCUGUGCACGAGCGAGCGUUUCUUGGGACCACAAGCACCGUUACAAGGCGAACCUUUGGAAAGCAGUCCUGAAAGUGCAUCAAGUCAAUGGACACUGGGUCUGCGGCAACGGCCAGCUCAGCGCUGCAGACGUGGGGCGGGUGCAGUGGCAACGCCCAAAUGGCGAACGAACUGAGUGGAUUCGCACCUUUCCCGUCUCAGCAGCUUUUCUCUCAGCAUACGUGAGGCCCCGCGACCGAAAGAAUACCUUGCAGCACCUUUGAGAACAGGUAGGCCGAAUCUCGGGCAGCAAUCACUGUACAUACAACCUGCACGCGCAGCCCAUGACGGUUGCCCACAUGCGGACAUCCCCAGCUGCAGAGUUUUGGGCCAGUCUGGCGAAAUGCCGAGGCUUUGACAAGGCCGCAUUCGCAGGGACCGGCCAGAAUUCAGUCGGCCUGUGCUAUGCGCAGACUCCAGAAGAACACAUCAUUUACGCCCUUUCUGACUUGUAUGACGCCACCACCUUCAUGCUUCGCAGAAUCUUGUGCACCAGCAUGGCCAAAACAGAACCAGCGGGUGUGUACAUUAGCCAUACAGCUCCUGUGGGCAGGU
Molecule: messenger RNA, 934 nt
Organism: Effrenium voratum
Lineage: Eukaryota; Dinophyceae; Suessiales; Symbiodiniaceae
Source: the annotation of a GenBank genome assembly